This is a messenger RNA of Schizophyllum commune H4-8, 1175 nucleotides long. RefSeq lists its product as uncharacterized. The transcript has 4 exons. NCBI's taxonomy places the organism in Eukaryota, Fungi, Basidiomycota, Agaricomycetes, Agaricales, Schizophyllaceae. The record is from RefSeq and is a predicted model, not a curated record. Bases 96 to 1175 code for a protein of 359 amino acids.
GUUGGUCCCUUCUUUGCCAUUCACCCCGCAGGAGGAAAAUAGACGUCCCGCGCGCUGGGUUUUAAAGACUCGCUAGAGCACACGCGAUCGACCCUAUGCAGACUCAGACCAUCAGCACGGGACUGCAGUAUGCCUAUACCGAUUCUGGUCCCCCGGAAAAUGCCUCAAGCUAUUCGACGCUUUUCUUCAUCCAUGGUUAUGCUUUCUACUCCACGGCUAACGACACCUCUUCUCUGUCUUCCACCUCUGCGGGGCGCCGUUCCUCCGCAUUCACACGAACAGGCAUAUGCGAACGUCUUCUUCCUGUCGCUUCGAACCAGGGCAUCCGCCUCAUAUGCAUCAACAGGAGAGCAUACCCCCAUUCGACGUCCUUCUCAGAAGACGAGCAGCGGAUAUUUCGCGACGGGUCAGACGACGAGCGAAAAGCCCUCCUGCGCGCAGAGGGCAGAAGCCUCGCGCUCCUCAUCGAUGCGCUUAUCGUCGAGCUCGCCCUGCCAAAGCGCGUCACCAUCCUCGCAUGGUCGAUGGGUAACGUAUACCUGCUUUCGCUUCUUGCCUCCAUCAGGCUCCUCCCCGGGGAGAUCGCGCAGAGGCUCAGGACUCACGUAAUGUCGUUCAUCUUGUGGGAUCCGCCAGACGAGGCGCUCGGAUACGAACGCCCGCAAAUAUACACCCCCUUCACCGACGAGAACGUCCCCCUCGACCAGCGCGGCGCCGCCUUCGUCCGAUGGCUCGGAAAUUACUGGGCGCACGACCACGCACCGCGCGAUCCGCAGCGUCUGAACGCCCUCUUCCUGAACGCAGACUCCCCGUCGACAACGGAAAGAAUGUCGCCCGCCGAGUUUACAGACCUCACCGACUUCGCCGCCGCCUCCACCUGCGAUCACUGGGUCGUACGCCCCGACUUCAUGCAUCUGAUAGCCCACCUGCGCAGGGAGGCGUUGUGCGAUCCGCGCGUCAUGGUGGAAUGGCAAGAACCUCGAAUACACUAUCUGUGGACAGAGCAUGCACCAUGGAUGGUGUGGUGGGCGAAGUGGUGCAUAGAGGACGACCUGGCGCGCCAAAAAGAGGAGAUGCCAGAUAUUCAGUUCGGUAUGAUGGAGGGGUGCAAUCACUUUUCCCAGUGGGACGCACCGAAGGAGACCUUGGAAGCUUUCCAUCGGUGUAUGAGCUGA